AUCGAGCCAACACCGUAUAUUACACCGCACACGCGUUGACGCUGAUCGCCACGCCGAGUCAGUUUCUCUCCCGUUCCUUCUGCCUCGUCUCCCGUCGCCAGCGGCCGGCCAUGGCGAACGACGGCUCGCCGAGCGGGCGCGGCGGCAGGGGGUGCGGUACGCCCACGCGCGUCGACCUCCUGGCCCUCCUCCUCGCCGCGGUGCUCUGCUCCGCGUCCUACUGCCUGGGGUUAUGGCAGAACAGCCGUGGCGCAGCGGGCAGCAGGGUCCUGGCCCUGGGCCUGGCCGCGGCCGUCCCCGUCGGCGCGACGCCGUCAUGCGCGGGAGACUCCGACGAGCCGCUCGACUUCGAGGCGCACCACAACGCCGAGGACGCCGGGCUAUCCGUGUCGGCGACGGCGGCGAGCACGGGAGCACGCCGGGCGCUGCGCGGCGCCGCGACCGGCAGAACUGGGUACCGCGGCGCGGCCUCGGCGGCGCGCGUCGUCGGCGGCAGCGGCCUCCGGUUCGCGGACGCCGGCGCCGUCGGCGGGUAGGCCGAUGCCGUGCGUCCAGCAGGGCCGCCGGGGCCCCGGUGCGCGCCGCUCUGGACGUCGUACGGUCGGAGCCGCUCUCGGGUCCUCGCGAUCCCAAAUUCCCAAUGCAUGGUCGCCUGUUCUGUUCAGGGAUUGUGAAUUUACAUUCGAGUCCCUUUUUUAUGUGCUGUUUAGAGUUUGAUAUGAUCUUGGGGGUCUGUGAGAAAAUUUCCCCUGCAGUUGCAGCGACAGUGACUCGUUGGAAUUUUAGUUGAUCUAACCCGAGGAGCGUUCCCGAUUUUUUAUUUUAGUGUGGUGGGUGCUUGUAUUGUAGCCGGACGGCAGCUCUGCACUUUAGUGGGCGACCAAAUCAAGAAAGCGCUAGAAAGCCAGGAGAAGCAGUGACGUGGUCCGCCAAGAGACUUCUGAAUUCUAAGUUGUCACAUUUUAUUUUAAAAUAUUAUGACAUUUUUGUUGUACCAAAUGGUGAAAAGGAGUAGAAGAGACAAAGAUUAGCGCCAAAA
This is a messenger RNA of Panicum virgatum (switchgrass), 1039 nucleotides long. RefSeq lists its product as uncharacterized. The transcript has a single exon. The record is from RefSeq and is a predicted model, not a curated record. NCBI's taxonomy places the organism in Eukaryota, Viridiplantae, Streptophyta, Magnoliopsida, Poales, Poaceae. Bases 111 to 536 code for a protein of 141 amino acids.